This is a messenger RNA of Cottoperca gobio, 341 nucleotides long. RefSeq names its product thymosin beta 2 (gene tmsb2). Gene Ontology annotation, biological process: regulation of cell migration; actin filament organization. The coding region runs from base 164 to 301 and encodes 45 amino acids. The record is from RefSeq and is a predicted model, not a curated record. Gene Ontology annotation, cellular component: cytoplasm. Lineage: Eukaryota; Metazoa; Chordata; Actinopteri; Perciformes; Bovichtidae. The transcript has 3 exons. Gene Ontology annotation, molecular function: actin monomer binding.
CUCCCUCUUAUACCCGCACCCUGGAUGCAGGCAGGCGUGCACACACCGGCAGAUUCACUCAGCUUCCGCAUCGCUCUCCCUUCUCCAUCUCUGCUGCCUCUAUCCCUCCCUGCUCUCUCCGCUGGUGGAUUUUUAGCCCACUGCUGUGUGGAACACCGCCAAAAUGUCUGACAAGCCCGACAUGACAGAGAUCGCCCGUUUCGACAAGGCAAAGCUGAAGAAGACAGAGACAAAAGAAAAAAACCCUCUGCCCACCAAAGAGACCAUCGAGCAAGAGAGGAAAGGCGAUGCCACACCUUGACUUCUGCGCACGUGAAGAAAAAGACGCUGAGAUGCCACAG